Molecule: messenger RNA, 1438 nt
Organism: Rattus rattus (black rat)
Lineage: Eukaryota; Metazoa; Chordata; Mammalia; Rodentia; Muridae
Gene: Sgce
Product: sarcoglycan epsilon
Exons: 10
Coding region: 74-1438 (454 amino acids)
Cellular component (GO): sarcoglycan complex; membrane
Source: RefSeq, a predicted model, not a curated record
GGCCAAGCUGGGAGGAAAAGAAGAAAGGGAGGGGAGGGGAGGAUCGAGGACGGACGGCUUAGGCAGGCCAAGAAUGCUAUUAUUCUGGUGGUGGGAGCUGGGAGACCCUUGUGCUUGGACGGGAAAGGGUCGGGGGACACUCAAGAUGAGCCCCGCGACCACUGGCACAUUCUUACUGACAGCUUUUUUAUUAAGCUGUGCCGAUGGCAUAAAUGGAACAAUUAACUGGAAGACCAAACAAGCCAACAGUUUUAUUAUCAGCAGAAAAAUGGCUGCUGGGAAGAAAGAUGUGUACACUCUUUUCUCCAAGGUGCACUCUGACCGGAACGUCUACCCGUCUGCGGGUGUCCUCUUUGUCCAUGUGCUGGAGAGAGAGUAUUUUAAGGGGGAAUUUCCACCUUAUCCAAAGCCUGGUGAGGUUAGUAAUGAUCCCAUAACAUUUAACACAAAUUUAAUGGGCUAUCCAGACAGACCUGGAUGGCUUCGGUAUAUCCAAAGAACACCAUACAGCGAUGGAGUCCUGUAUGGGUCUCCAACAGCCGAAAACGUGGGGAAACCAACUAUCAUUGAGAUAACUGCCUACAACAGACGUACCUUUGAGACUGCAAGGCAUAACUUGAUAAUCAAUAUAAUGUCAGCAGAAGAAUUCCCAUUGCCAUAUCAAGCAGAAUUCUUCAUCAAAAAUAUGAAUGUGGAAGAAAUGUUGGCCAGUGAGGUGCUUGGAGACUUUCUCGGGGCUGUGAAGAAUGUAUGGCAGCCAGAACGCCUCAAUGCUAUCAACAUCACAUCGGCCCUAGACAGGGGCGGUAGGGUGCCACUUCCUAUUAAUGACAUGAAGGAGGGUGUUUAUGUCAUGGUUGGUGCCGACGUUGCAUUUUCUUCUUGUUUACGAGAAGUUGAAAAUCCACAGAAUCAGUUAAGAUGCAGUCAAGAAAUGGAACCUGUGAUAACGUGCGAUAAAAAGUUCCGAACUCAGUUUCACAUCGACUGGUGCAAGAUUUCCCUGGUUGAUAAAACAAAGCAAGUGUCCACCUAUCAGGAAGUGGUUCGUGGCGAGGGCAUUUUGCCCGAUGGUGGGGAGUACAAGCCCCCUUCGGAUUCUUUGAAAAGCCGAGACUAUUACACGGAUUUCCUCGUUACCCUGGCUGUGCCCUCGGCAGUAGCACUAGUUCUUUUCCUAAUACUCGCUUAUAUCAUGUGCUGCCGACGGGAAGGAGUGGAAAAGAGAAACAUGCAAACCCCAGAUAUCCAACUUGUCCAUCACAGCUCUAUUCAGAAAUCUACCAAGGAGCUUCGAGACAUGUCCAAAAACAGAGAGAUUGCAUGGCCCCUGUCAACACUGCCCGUGUUUCACCCAGUGACUGGGGAGGUCAUCCCUCCCAUGCACACGGACAACUACGACAGUACCAACAUGCCCUUGAUGCAGACACAGCAGUGA